UACCAACAGCACACCUUCUUGAUUUUGAAGAAGUGCGGACUGCAAUUUUAGCUAUUGGGCAAUAGCAGCGUCGCGAACAGGAAUCCAGAGGUACAGCACGAAUUGUCGGAUCGCAGAAGAGGAGGCAGGUGACAGUCUAUGCAGGCAGAUCCACCUCCGCUUGGCAGUCUGGACGCGAGGCACAUCGGUGGAAAACUACUGUUGUUCAUAAUCCUUUAUUGUGUUAAUAGAUGCUACAUAUUUAACUACAUGCAUUUUAAUUUAAUCGUUUAGUUAGUUCUCAUUCGAGAUGGACAGCGCGCACACUAAACCCGCAUCUGAAGUUUUAGAGAACUUCGGUGUGAACGAAAACACUGGACUCACCCUCGAUCAAGUGAAAUCCAAUUUCGAGAAAUAUGGACCGAACGAGCUCCCUGCUGAAGAAGGCAAGUCCCUUUGGGAGCUGGUGGUGGAACAGUUUGAGGACCUCCUGGUCCGGAUCCUGCUGCUGGCCGCCUGCGUCUCCUUUGUGCUGGCCCUAUUCGAGGAGGGCGAGGAGACCGUCACAGCGUUUGUGGAGCCCUUCGUCAUCCUGCUCAUCCUCAUCGCUAACGCAGUGAUUGGCGUCUGGCAGGAGAGGAACGCGGAGAACGCCAUCGAGGCCCUGAAGGAGUAUGAGCCAGAGAUAGCCAAGGUAUAUCGCAUGAACCGCAAAGCCGUCCAGAGAAUCAAGGCCCGGGAAUUGGUGCCAGGGGACAUUGUCGAGAUUGCCGUUGGUGACAAGGUCCCUGCUGACAUCAGAAUCACCUCCAUCAAGUCCACUACCCUCAGAGUGGACCAGUCUAUUCUCACAGGGGAGUCUGUGUCAGUCAUCAAACACACAGACCCCGUCCCAGACCCCAGAGCUGUCAAUCAAGACAAGAAGAACAUGCUUUUUUCCGGCACCAAUAUAGCAGCGGGACGAGCUGUCGGCAUGGUGGUUGCCACCGGAGUUUCCACGGAGAUUGGUAAGAUCAGGAACCAGAUGGCGUCCACUGAACAGGAGAAGACUCCUCUGCAGCAGAAACUGGACGAGUUCGGAGAGCAGCUCUCCAAGGUGAUCUCCCUGAUCUGCGUUGCCGUCUGGGUCAUCAACAUCGGGCAUUUUGGGGACCCGGUUCACGGCGGGUCGUGGAUGCGUGGGGCGGUCUACUACUUUAAGAUUGCUGUGGCCUUGGCGGUGGCCGCCAUCCCAGAGGGCCUGCCCGCCGUGAUCACCACCUGCCUGGCCCUGGGGACCCGUCGCAUGGCCAAGAAGAACGCCAUCGUCCGCAGCCUGCCCUCCGUGGAGACACUAGGCUGUACCUCCGUCAUCUGCUCUGACAAGACGGGCACCCUCACCACCAACCAGAUGUCCGUCUGCCGGAUGUUUGUGGUGGACAAGGUGGAGGACUCCAGCUGUGCCCUGCAUGAGUUCUCUAUAACAGGUUCAACCUAUGCCCCAGAAGGACAAGUGUUGAAAGACGACCGGGUGGUGCAGUGUGCCGAUUAUGAUGGACUGCUGGAGCUGGCCACUGUCUGUUCCAUGUGCAAUGACUCUUCACUGGACUACAAUGAGGCCAAAGGAGUAUACGAGAAGGUGGGCGAGGCGACGGAGACGGCCCUCACUACACUGGUAGAGAAGAUGAACGUAUUCAAGACUGACGUGUCAGGCCUCAGCAAGGUGGAGCGGGCCGGAGCCUGCAACUCAGUGAUCAAACAGCUAAUGAGUAAAGAGUUCACCCUGGAGUUCUCUCGCGACCGCAAAUCCAUGUCUGUGUACUGUACCCCCACCAGCAAAACAGGCUCUGGAAGCAAGAUGUUCGUCAAGGGUGCCCCGGAGAGUGUGAUGGAGCGCUGCCAGUACCUGCGCGUGGGCACGGGAAAGGUGCCCCUGACCCUUCCCCUGCGGGAGCAGCUGACGGCCACCAUCCGGGACUGGGGUACGGGCCGGGACACGCUGCGGUGCCUGGGGAUGGCCACCCGGGACACGCCCCCGAAACCAGAGGACAUGGACCUGGAGAACUCCGCCAAAUUUGCGGAUUACGAGACCGGUCUAACGUUCGUUGGCUGCGUGGGCAUGCUGGACCCGCCCAGGAAGGAGGUGAUUGGCUCCAUCAAGCUUUGCGCCGAGGCGGGCAUCCGUGUCAUCAUGAUCACCGGGGACAACAAGUGCACGGCCGUGGCCAUCUGCCGCCGCAUCGGGAUCUUCCGGGAGGAUGAGGACGUGGCGGGAAAGGCCUACACGGGCCGGGAGUUUGACGACCUGCCCCUAGAGGCCCAGAGGGACGCUGUGAAGCGGGCGCGGUGCUUUGCCCGCGUGGAGCCUGCACACAAGUCCAAGAUCGUGGGCUUCCUGCAGUCCUUCGAUGAGAUCACUGCCAUGACCGGUGACGGCGUGAACGACGCGCCGGCCCUGAAGAAGGCGGAGAUCGGCAUCGCCAUGGGAUCAGGCACGGCGGUGGCCAAGUCGGCCUCGGAGAUGGUCCUGUCCGACGACAACUUCUCCACCAUCGUGGCGGCCGUGGAGGAGGGCCGGGCCAUCUACAACAACAUGAAGCAGUUCAUCCGCUACCUCAUCUCCUCCAACGUGGGGGAGGUCGUCUGCAUCUUCCUGACGGCCAUCUUGGGUCUACCUGAGGCUCUUAUCCCAGUCCAGUUGCUCUGGGUCAACCUGGUGACAGACGGCCUCCCCGCGACCGCCCUAGGCUUCAAUCCUCCAGACCUGGACAUCAUGGACAAGCCCCCCCGCAAUCCCAAAGAGCCCCUGAUCUCUGGAUGGCUGUUUUUCAGAUACCUGGCCAUUGGAGGUUAUGUGGGCCUGGGCACGGUGGGUGCAGCCACCUGGUGGUACCUGUUUGACGAUGCAGGACCUCAGGUGUCCUUCUACCAGCUGAGGCACUUCAUGCAGUGCACCGAAGAUAACCCCAUGUUCCAGGGCGUCGACUGCGAGGUGUUUGAGUCACGCUAUCCCACCACUAUGGCGCUCUCUGUGCUGGUCACCAUAGAGAUGUUCAACUCCCUGAACAGUCUGUCUGAGAACCAGUCCCUGAUCAGAAUGCCUCCGUGGGUUAAUUUCUGGCUCCUGGGAGCCAUUAUACUCUCCCUGUCUCUGCACUUCCUCAUCCUCUACGUGGAGCCCCUGCCUCUGAUCUUCCAGGUGACUCCUCUAAACUGGUACCAGUGGAUCGUGGUCCUGAAGAUCUCCAUCCCGGUCAUCCUAUUGGAUGAGGCUCUCAAGUACCUGUCCCGCAACCACCUAGACGCCUAAACUCUCUCUCCUCUCAUUCUGUGAAAGACAACGAGGACAAGAGGUACAGGAAGAGGCAGCUGACAUUUUAAGAACCAGAACCCCCACCCCACACACACAAACAAACAUGCACUCACAAACACACACUUUCCCGUCCCUUCCUAAGAUAGAAGCCCUCUCUCUCUCCUCCCUCCCUGGACCUGCACGUCCCCCCACCCCCAGAGAACUAGCAGGGCUUGCAUGAGACAGAGGGGACCUAUGUGCGUGUGCAAGAGUGAAUGACCUAGUAUGUGUGUGUGUGUGUGUGUGUGUGUGCGCGUGUGUGUGUGUAUGUCCAAGUGUGUGUGUAUGUGCGUGCGUGCAAACAAGGGCAUGUCCGUGUUCACGUAGGCUCAGGAGAGCGUGACAGAAACUGCAAAACACAUCCAGGAUUCCUGUUGCUUUUUUGAAACUUUCCGCUUGUGGCUUUUUGAAUAGUAACAGUCACAGUGACAUAAUGAGAUGGUUGUGGGUGGGGCGCUCGGUCAGCCGGAAUUGUUGUGUCUGCAGGGGCAGAGAGAGAGAGAGGGAAGUAGAAGGAGGAAGCGUAGCGAGGGGCAGGGGGCGGGGGCAGGGGGCUACUGAGAGGCUUGAUGGAACCAAUAACAGCCUGAGAUACAGAGAGAGAGAGAGACUGGCAUGCUAAAUGGAAGGGAACACACUAGCAACGGACCACUAGUGGAACCACACAGUAUCUGGACACCUCUAUCCCCGGGCCUCUCUGGUGGGCUUUCCUGGGUGAACCCCAGUGUCUGUCUGCUGGGACCCGGGCCAGGCCCAGGCCUCUUGUCAUCAGCUGGACCACCCCAGUACCACUCCUGCUCCUCCAGCCAGCGUGGCACUUUUCUCGCUCUCCCUGUUCCAUCUUUGAUCCUCUCCCUCUACUUUCUGUUUUCUCAACGUUUGUGUGUGCUGUUUACUUUGCUUAUUUCUGCUCUUUGGCUCUGAUUUCUCCUCCUCUCUUGCUCCCUCCUUCUCUCUAUCUUUCUCUGUAGAGGGAGCAGGUAAGCAGCGUUGGGCCUGAGUUCUGACUCAUCCUGCCUUGGGCGGUGUAGUGUAGUGUGAGCGGGGGCGCCAGCCUCCAUCUCCUAAAUGUGUGAAUAGCUUUUGCCGCCAGGCUUUUUUUUUUUUUUUUUUUUUAAAUGUUUUGCUCUUACUGGGGGAAGUCGUGGUCAGCCCGGAGACAAGGCAAGCAGGAAGAAAUGUGAAAUGACAACACCGACUGAGUUCAAACCCACUUGGUCCAGAAUAUUCCGACAUGCAUUAACACCGUGGCUCCAAUAAAGAGCAUAGGCCAUCAACGAAUGUCUUCCAUCUCACUCGGUUCAGGGCAAGUUCAGUGUUGACACUGGAACCUUCAAUAGUCAUGAAUCUAUAAUCCUCCCAGGUCCAGAAGACCUCUGUAUCCUAACCAGAGCUGUAGAUGCCGAGUACUCGUAGAGAGUAGAGGCUCAAAAUAUAGUCGCAUGCUUUCAACAACAAAAAAAACCUGGGAACGAUGGAAAAUCUCAGAGCUAGAGAUUAUUUUUCAGCCUCCAUGGGGGCGUAUCAGUCCCAUAGCUUAGUCUCCCACACAUCAGAAACAUGUCAGACGGAUCAGGACUCUAACGCUCCAAACAUUCUGUACUUCCGUUUGGACCUAUUAGGGUCGGAUAAUGAAUGUAUUUUUGUUCCAGCCUGUUUCCCAUACUCCCUCUGGGCCAGGGCAGGGCCACAACUCUGUUUACCCAACCGUGAACCCUCUUCAGCCCUUCCACACUGUACAGUAACGUCCUUCCAUGCCUUGUUUACUUCCAUCUGACCUUAUUGAAUAGACGCCGCAGCAGUGUCCCAGUCCAUAGUUGCAUGUGUAGUAAGACAGGUUAACUCCGCGCCCCUUUCAACAUACUGCCGUCCUCUCAGCUCUCCGUGCUGCCGCCAGUGCUUCUUGCUAUUGGGUAUUGAUUUCUUUUCUUUUUUUAUGAGUAGUAGUAAUAAAGAUAAUAAUAACUAUGUGUUUGACUGAAUGAAUGAACCCAGGUGGUUUUGGAUUGUUUCUUUCGCUCUUGUUUUGGGGGGGUGGUUGUAGAGCCAUUGUACUCUGGGCUGAGGGCAGACUGGGGCGGGACGCUGAGACACUGCUAGUGUUUUGUGCUUGUUGAGCCUCUUCCUCACACUUCAGCUGUGGCUGGGGCACCAAUCAGAUGAAGUACUGUUUGAUGUAAUCACAGCUCGGUGCUGUUUAGUUGCCUUUUAACCACUGACUUAAAAAAGCUCAUUUGAUAAAGGAAAAAUCUCUGUCACUCUUGGGGAAACGGGCAGUUUCGUUAGCUUACUAGCACAACAUUUGGUUCUGGGUUUGGAGAUUAAACCCAGGAUGGUAUGUUAGUGGUCUUCCUGUCCGCUAGACUACAGUGGCAGAAGGCUUCAGAAGCCCUGGUCUCCUUCCCAGCUCGUCCUCAGCCCUAGACCACAAUGGAUUUGUACAGUACCUUUUUAUUUACUACUGAAAUCUUGAACUCUGUACAGGAAAAAGAGAAAAAAAUAUGAUUGCAUGGAUACCUUCUUACUGUAAUUAAUAACCUAUACAGUAUAUUUAAUUUUUUGAUAAAGUUCAUGGCAUCAGUGAAACGUACCAACAAUGAGAGAACCCACUGGGAGAAAACGUAUUGUUUUUCUUUAAACACAUCUAAGGAUCUAAAACAAUGUUGUAGACUCAAAAGGUUGUUAUUUCAUCUUUGCGGUUUGUUUUUAUGGUAGCUGGCUUUUUUUGUCUUUUAUGUUAAGGAAAAAUAAAUUACAUUGUGUAAAAUAAACAAGAAUCAUGGUUAUGAACGAAUAAAUGAUGAUGAUGAUGAUGAUGAUGAUGAAACCUUUCAUUUUACUGAUUGUAAUAUGGUUUGAGAAUGUUUGUUUGAAUUUCCAAAUGAAAUGUGUCUGGUUUACACACAGCGGGGAACAGUAAUGAAUCCUGGGUAAUGAAGUUUAAUGUGUGUAUAUUGAAAGGCUUGGUGUGAAUGCAGGCUCCAGAGACCUCCCUGUUAGCCAUUCGGGUUAGACUGUUAGAAUGGUGUUCUUGUAACCAUGGUACUGUAUGCCUAGCCUGGACACAUUUGUGCUGUCUUGCCAAGUUGCCAAUUCACAGUGACCAUAGAGUUGGCAGAGACAGAUCUGGGAACAUUAGGUUAAAGUUUGGCAACUUGUGAUAUAAUAAAAUUAACCACCUGCGUGUAUUAUCAGCUAGUCAGAGUUUGCAGUGCUCCCAUUGGGCCAUUCUCCCUGUCGACCAAUUGGAGAUGGUCUCUGGAGGCUGAAUGCCACCACUCAGAAAUGAUGGAUUCUCUGUAUUGCCUUGUUAAUAUUAAUUGUGGACACAAUUUUAUAUAUGACAAAGACAUGGAAAUAAAGAUUAUUUAUCUUGUU
This is a messenger RNA of Esox lucius (northern pike), 6688 nucleotides long. It is a transcript of the gene atp2a3, whose product is annotated as ATPase sarcoplasmic/endoplasmic reticulum Ca2+ transporting 3. The coding region runs from base 290 to 3268 and encodes 992 amino acids. Gene Ontology annotation, molecular function: ATP binding; ATP hydrolysis activity; P-type calcium transporter activity. Gene Ontology annotation, biological process: calcium ion transmembrane transport; intracellular calcium ion homeostasis. Lineage: Eukaryota; Metazoa; Chordata; Actinopteri; Esociformes; Esocidae. Gene Ontology annotation, cellular component: membrane. The record is from RefSeq and is a predicted model, not a curated record. The transcript is spliced from 24 exons.